CGCAGUUUCCGUCCCAUUUCCGGGUUGACUUCCACUUUAGCUCCCGCUCCUCUCGUAAUCCAGCGUUGCUUCGCCUGCAGCCAUGAGUGCGGUGAUUCCUCGGAUCGAGCAGCUGUCCGCCCGGGUGGUUCGGGUUCUGGGCUGCAACCCGGGCCCGAUGACCCUGCAGGGGACCAACACCUACCUGGUCGGAACCGGCCGAAGGCGCGUGCUGAUCGACACCGGAGAACCCGCCGUGCCCGAGUACAUCAGCGCUCUGAAACAGGCCCUCAGUCAGUUCAACGCCGGCAUCCAGGAGAUCGUGGUCACUCACUGGCACCGCGACCACACGGGCGGCGUGGAGGACAUCUGCAGGAACGUCACCGGCUCCGAGAUCCGAGUCAGCAAACUGCCUCGCGCCAACCCGGUCGCAGAGACGGCCGGAGGCCAAAGCUUCACCUACCUGAAGGACGGAGACGUUGUCCUCACGGAGGGCGCCACGCUCAAAGUGCUGUUCACACCGGGCCACACGGACGACCACAUGGCGCUGCUGCUGGAGGAGGAGCGGGCGCUCUUCUCCGGAGACUGCGUCCUGGGCGAGGGCACGGCCGUGUUCGAGGACCUCCACGACUACAUGAGGUCCCUGCAGGUGCUGCUGGACUCUCAGGCCGACGUCAUCUACCCUGGUCACGGACCCGUGGUUCAGGACGCCGCCUCUAAGAUCCGACACUACAUCGACCACCGGGAGCGGAGAGAGCACCAGAUCCUGGAAGCCAUCCGGGCCGGAGCGGGAAAGCCUUUCUCCUCGAUGGAGCUCGUCAAGCUCGUCUACAAGGACACCCCAGAGUACCUGCACCCGGCGGCGGAUGUGAACCUGGUCCAUCACCUGAAGAAGCUGGAGAAAGAGGGCAGCAUCAGCCUGGAGGGCGAAUCUUCACCGAUCACCAAAUGGAGGAGCAACCUGUGAAGAAGACCCCCAAAACUGACCAAUCAGAGGUUGAUCACAUGACGUAACCAUGAUGUUUAUGGUCUCUAUAAAUGACACCGUGGUGCUUUUUCCUCAAUGAGCUAAAUUUCUAUCUUCUUCCUACACUUUAAUAGAAUGUUUAUUGGCCUCUCCGUCUCUCUCAGCCUUGGAUGUUGAACACGAGUGUUGGAGCCACCAGGGGGCGCUCUCUGCUAGAUCACUGUUAAAGGGCAGAACUUUCAACACUGAAUUAUUAUAAAAUAUCACAACAAAUGUCAAACGUUGCAAACAUUUUGUAUAUAUUUAAAUAAAAUUGUAAAUUCUCUCAGGAUUGCUAAAAAAUA
Gasterosteus aculeatus aculeatus (three-spined stickleback) is the source of this 1290-nucleotide messenger RNA. RefSeq names its product lactamase, beta 2 (gene lactb2). NCBI's taxonomy places the organism in Eukaryota, Metazoa, Chordata, Actinopteri, Perciformes, Gasterosteidae. Gene Ontology annotation, molecular function: single-stranded RNA binding; RNA endonuclease activity. The record is from RefSeq and is a predicted model, not a curated record. Gene Ontology annotation, cellular component: mitochondrial matrix.